Molecule: messenger RNA, 755 nt
Organism: Glycine soja
Lineage: Eukaryota; Viridiplantae; Streptophyta; Magnoliopsida; Fabales; Fabaceae
Exons: 3
Coding region: 132-617 (161 amino acids)
Cellular component (GO): chloroplast
Source: RefSeq, a predicted model, not a curated record
UAUUUGCUGCGAUUGGAUUCACUCCGCAGCUGCAACACUCAAAACCUAGAGAGGAUGAGAGAGUGUGCAACCUUCGGGAACGAUGGGUAGGGAGGCAGAGAUAUGGAUAGGGUUUGGAGGGAGGCAGAGAUAUGGAUAGGGUUUGGAGGGAGGCGUGGCGAAGUGCGAACGAUGGGUUUGAGCGCUUUGUCUUUGGAGUGAAGAAGACUGCGGAGCGCAUCGACCGACGCUAUUCUCUUUCGCGGCGUCUCUCGGCCGUGGCGAGGGCGGCCGCCAACCGAGCCCGCGAGAUUGAUCGUGAAUUUGAGAUUGGACAACGUUACCGCGCUUUCAGCAUGGAUUUUCAAAGAAACUGGCCCAAGUACUGGAAGCAGCUCAACAACUUUCUGGAUAGUCCGGUCGGAAAGAGCUUUGCUACACUAUUCUUCAUUUGGUUCGCACUGUCUGGUUGGCUUUUUCGGAUUUUGAUAAUCGCAACAUGGGUACUUCCAUUUGCUGGACCUCUUCUCAUUAGGACUUUGGCCAACACCAUAGUUAUUAAGGUAUCUGCUGUGUGCUGUAUCUAUAUCAUUGGGACAUGGUUUAGAGUUAAUAAAAUAUUAGUAUUUAACAAUUAAAUGUUAAUUAAUUUUGAGGAAUAAAAUCACUGAAGUAGGAUACAAUUUUUCUAAUUAAAACUUUUUCAUAUAUAUGACAAAAGAACGAAAUUUCUUCUUCCUUAUAUUUAAUUAUACCAAGGAUUUCUAGUGUUGAUU